Myotis brandtii (Brandt's bat) is the source of this 3958-nucleotide messenger RNA. It is a transcript of the gene EDNRB, whose product is annotated as endothelin receptor type B. The transcript has 7 exons. The coding region runs from base 274 to 1587 and encodes 437 amino acids. Gene Ontology annotation, cellular component: membrane. Lineage: Eukaryota; Metazoa; Chordata; Mammalia; Chiroptera; Vespertilionidae. Gene Ontology annotation, molecular function: endothelin receptor activity. Gene Ontology annotation, biological process: vasoconstriction; enteric nervous system development; regulation of blood pressure. The record is from RefSeq and is a predicted model, not a curated record.
UGGGUGACGCAGGGGAGAAAAACCACCGGGGAAAGCUCGUUUGGAAGGACAGUGGACAGAUGCAGGCGGGUCACGCCGGCCAGCUUUCCACCGCCGCGCAAACUUGAGUUACUUUUGCGCGCGCGGACAGGCACAGCGCCGGAGCGAUCCGAGCUAGCGGUUGGCAGGGGCGUGGUGGAGGUAGCUGACCCGUGUGUCCCGUCUUCCUGACUGACCUCCAGACCCCGAACGCUGCGGAGCGGCCACCCAACGCCCACAGGAGCCGGCAGCAGCAUGCAGCCGCUGCCCAGCAUGUGCGGACACGCCCUGGUGGCCCUGAUCCUGGCCAGCGGCGUGGCGGGAGUCCAGGGACAAGAGAAGGGAUUCCCACCGACCGGGGCCACUCCGCCACUUCUGGGGGCCCGAGAGAUAAUGACGCCCCCUACGAAGACCUCCAGGACAACAGGGUCCAACGCCAGCUGGCCGUGGUCGUCCACACCUCCGCAGACGCCUAAAGCAGGGAAGCCGGCCGGAGCCCCGCCCCCGUGCGAAGGAUUCAUUGAAAUCAAAGAGACUUUCAAGUACAUCAACACGGUGGUGUCCUGCCUAGUGUUCGUGCUGGGCAUCAUCGGAAACUCCACGCUGCUGAGAAUCAUUUACAAGAACAAGUGCAUGCGAAAUGGCCCUAAUAUCUUGAUAGCCAGCCUGGCUCUGGGAGACCUGCUGCACAUCAUCAUUGACAUCCCCAUCAAUGUCUACAAGCUACUCGCAAGCGGCUGGCCCUUCGGAGUUGAGAUGUGCAAGCUGGUGCCUUUCAUACAGAAGGCCUCUGUGGGGAUCACUGUGCUGAGUCUGUGUGCUCUGAGCAUUGACAGGUAUCGAGCCGUUGCAUCUUGGAGUCGAAUUAAAGGAAUUGGGGUUCCAAAAUGGACAGCAGUAGAAAUUGUUUUGAUUUGGGUGGUCUCUGUAGUUCUGGCUAUCCCUGAAGCUGUGGGUUUUGAUAUGAUUCCCACUGACUACAAAGGAAGACCUCUGCAAGUCUGCAUGCUUCAUCCCAUUCAGAAAACAGCCUUCAUGCAGUUUUACCAGAAAGCUAAAGAUUGGUGGCUAUUUAGUUUCUAUUUCUGCUUGCCAUUGGCCAUCACUGCACUUUUUUAUACCCUGAUGACCUGUGAAAUGUUGAGAAAGAAGAGUGGCAUGCAAAUUGCUUUGAACGAUCACUUAAAGCAGAGACGGGAAGUGGCCAAAACAGUAUUCUGCCUGGUCCUUGUCUUUGCCCUGUGUUGGCUUCCCCUUCACCUCAGCAGGAUUUUGAAGCUCACUCUCUAUGAUCCGAGUGAUCCCAAUAGAUGUGAACUUUUAAGCUUUUUCUUGGUAUUGGACUACAUCGGCAUCAACACGGCCUCCCUGAAUUCCUGCAUUAAUCCAAUAGCUCUGUAUUUGGUGAGCAAAAGAUUCAAAAACUGCUUUAAGUCAUGCUUAUGCUGCUGGUGCCAGUCAUUUGAAGAAAAACAGUCUCUGGAGGAAAAGCAGUCGUGCUUAAAGUCCAAAGCUAAUGAUCAAGGAUAUGACAACUUCCGUUCCAGUAAUAAAUACAGCUCAUCUUGAAAGAAGGAAUCAUCAUUUAAUUACACGUUCCUCAUUUUGGACAGAAGUGAUUAAGAUAAUGAGGCAUUUGCCAAAUCAAAACAAACUGUGUGUUUGCACAAAACAAUGGAAAAAUUUAAGAGUGAUUAUCUUCUUAACACUCACAGUUACACAUGACAUUGUAUAAGCUGUUUACAGUCUAAAAAGAAAAGCAGUGAGAAUUAAGAAAGCUUCAUUGUGAAAGCUCUUAAUUUUUUACAGUCAGCACUUCAAUGUAGCUCUUAAUAACUUCUAGUAUAUUCAUACAUCACUUACAUUUAAAUUGAGCUCACUCAGAAUUUCUAUUAGAGAGAUUUAUUUUUAAAUUAAUGUGAAUCUGAUUUAAAGAAAAAAUGUGUCACUGUAAAACAGAAUCUUUAAAUGAAGUUUAAAUCAAUUAAUUAAAAAUUUUAAUAAUUCUAUUUAAAAAACUCUUUUAUUAAUAGUGUCACACCAUUGGUUGGACUAUUAUUAGAUGCAAAAUGUAUAAGCAGUUUAGCUGGUGUAUGAUGUUUUUUUGACAUUGGAAACAUUUAAAUGAUCAGAAGGAAGUAUCAGAGAGAUACAAGUUUUUGAAAGUCAUUUAACUUUUUAUAUUCAGGUGAGAUCAAAUGUCACAAACAGAAAGAGAAAGUCGAGAAUACUGUCUCAAAAGGCUACUUUAAAAUCUCUCAUUUAAGAACUCUGCAAAGAAAAUGCUACCUACAAUUUGUUCAGGAUUCUCAAAACAUUCUUCUUUUAAUAUUACUAUUGUAGUUUAAACACUAGUUGUUUAGUUUUCUCAUCAGUAAAUACUUUGCUACAAUACACAAUGUGUAGAUGAUUAAACUAAGGGCAGGUCCCAGGUUCCUAUCCUUACAAUGGAGGGAUGCUAGUAACCGCACGAUGGACAGAAUGUGACUUGCCUGGAGCAGUGUUCACAUGGCAAAGGAGAAGGCAGCACCCUCUCUCACUCCUGCUGUAGAUAAAAUGGUUUCUGGCAUAUGCAUAAAAGUUAGAAUAAUAUUUUUUAAGAUCACACAAAUUAGGCAAUUUAACAGCUUAUUACUAAUUUUUAUAUUAUCUUUGUAACUAAUAGAAAAAAGUUCUUGACGUGGUGCUUUUCUGUCACAGGCAAAACUGUCUUUUUGAGACAAUAAGAACGUCCUACUUUGUGCAUUCUUGCUUAAUUCUUUCAUCUCUGUAGCAAAAUGCCUUAUGUUAACUUGGGAUGAGAUGUGUGUGAAAGCACAAGAGAAAACGAAAGAGAGAGGAAAUGAGGUGGGGUGGGAAGUAACCCAUGGGGACAGAGUCCCAUUCUUAGCCUCACUUUCGUCACUGCCCGGUCACAUAGAUGCAAAAGGUCCUGAUUCAGUUCCAGCAAAACACAGUGCAAUGUUCUCAGAGUGACUUGAGGAACAAAUUGGUCCCAAGAGCUUUAACUCACUCUUAAAAUAUAACAGAGUUUCCACUUUAUUUUCUUUUGGUAAUCCAGGGCCACAUGUUGGAAAUAAACUGGCCACGUUGCUUUCUGCCAGCAUCUAAUUGAUGAUACAGCCAGCCCAAUCCCAACGAUAUGGCUCCAAAGAAAGGACAAUAAUUAAUUCACAUGCCACCUGAAUUCUACUUACAAAUCCCUCAGUCUUUUUUUUAUUAAUUUCUUCCCAAUCAUUGCCUGUUAUCACAAAAGACAUUUCAAACUUUGGAUUUUAAGCAAAAUAAAAAAAAAUAGACUAAUAUUUUCACAGUUUGUUAAUAAAUUUUUAUUUAAGUUUUAGCUAAUUUUUAUUAUCAUAUACUGAGUUUUGGUUUUUCUCCUCAUUUACAUCCUUAAUAGUCUUUCUUCAUGUCAGAAUUGUGGUCUGUAAGCAUUUUGCCAGAUCUUAAAAUUGCACACAGAAUAUAUAAAGACACUAUUUUUCAUGAAAUUGUGUUCAGCAGCUUUUCUAAAAAUGUUUGGUGAACAGAUUUCUUGGCAUAAUUAAGAUCAAGAUAGAAAAAGUUACCACUAUUUAACCUUAAGACAUAUUUCCUAGUAUUAAUUGUACAAUAUAGCAACAGACAAAAUGUUAACAUGGGCAUUAAAAUGUAAAAUAUUUAUAAGCAAUUUUAGCCUAUUUUCUCCUUUAUGCAUUGCUAAUAGGGGUGCAUGUUCAAACACCUUUGAGUAUUGACAGCUUAUAUAUGGCCAAAGGGCUAUAGUUUGUAGCAAAGCAUGUAUAUGCUGUGACUAACUUUAGAAAAUUGUAAUGAUCAUGUAAAAUAAUUAUAUAUUUGUUUUUUCUGUAGUCACUUAAAGUGGCAACUAUUAUAACCAUGGACUCUUUAUUAUGAAAACAAAAUUAAUAAAAAUUUUAAUUGUUUUUAAAAAAUA